This is a messenger RNA of Parasteatoda tepidariorum (common house spider), 1989 nucleotides long. Its product is annotated as beta-1,4-mannosylglycolipid beta-1,3-N-acetylglucosaminyltransferase brn. The record is from RefSeq and is a predicted model, not a curated record. Gene Ontology annotation, molecular function: hexosyltransferase activity. Gene Ontology annotation, cellular component: Golgi membrane. NCBI's taxonomy places the organism in Eukaryota, Metazoa, Arthropoda, Arachnida, Araneae, Theridiidae. Gene Ontology annotation, biological process: protein O-linked glycosylation.
AUCUGUAAACAAGAACUAUCUUGUUGAAACAGAGUUUAAAUUUGUUUAUGUAAAAUAUCAAAGCGCGGGAAGAGAGGUGAUAAAAAGAGUUCAUAAUCUAUUUCUUUGAACAUUCUUUUGAUCUCCAGCGUUUGAUUUUAUACCGUUAAUUUACUGAGUAAGUGGUAAAAAAAAAAUUGCAUUAAAUAACCUUGUGAAUUCUUCGAAUUAUGGAAAAUAUUUGUUGCAUUAUUGAUAUGGACGGAUUUUGUGUUAAUGUUUUUGACAAUCACGGCGUAACUUAUAAGUCGGAAUUUUUUCUCCGAGAACUUGGUUUUAUCAAAGUAAAAGGUAAGAAGAAAUUCCUGCCAUGCUCUUACCGCUUUGAUCUUCGUGGUGAAUUAAAUCUGGAAAAUUGCUCGCCGAAUGAUAUUCAAACCGUAAGACAUCAGUCAACGAAAAUUCUUGGACUCCCAGUUUACCCUGCUCGACAAGAACGUACUAUGGAUUAUAAUUCAAGAUUUGAUCUUUUAAAGGAUAUUUACAAAGCUUACAGUGAUGAAAAGGCAACAGUGGUCGCUUACAAAGGCGGCCACAGAGAAAAGGAAUAUUUAUCUAAAUUAGAAAUACCACACGUCAAUUUAGAGAAUUUUGGAUGUCCUAAGUUUGAGAAUUUAAUUAAGACUUAUGAAACUGAACUUAAACCUACUCAAUGUGGAUAUCACACAUUAGCAAAACAGAAUAAGAUGUUGGUGCAUUGUGCUCAAGCUGAAGUAAUUGCUUAUAGAGAUUGGGUCAUUAAUAAUCUUGACAAGUUCAAAUCCGAUGGGGCAUGUGGCCCAUCCGCAGGACCUUUACAUCUCUCAUCAUCUGUGUCUUUCUCGUGGGAUCAGUGUUCGUCCUCCUCCUCAGACUCAAGCGACAUUCUCCAGUACCACAAUUCAUAAAAGGGGCCCAAAGAUUUCGCUCCUCCAGAGUGUGCGCCACGUUGGCAACAAUUUUGGUGAAUUCUGCUCCUGCCAACGCUCAUCGUCGGCAGGCUAUACGGGAAACAUGGGGUCAUAUAGCGGUCACAAGAAAAUUAGAUAUUGCUGUCGCUUUUGGCAUCGGGGAAGCUUCUGAUGAAAUUUUGCAAAGACCCGUGGACUGGGAAGCAGAGACAUUUGGUGACAUCUUCCAAUCUUUGGUGACAGAGGAAUACCGGACUCUACCUUUGAAAGUUCUAAGUCUCCUUGAAAAAGUGAAAGACGCCUGUGACAUACCUCCCUUCUUCAUUGUAAAGGUGGAUGACGAUGUAUUUGUAAAUACUUACGCUUUGAAAGAUCUUCUUAAAAGUUUGGAAGCUGAAGCUUACGAUAUGAAAAUUUGGUGUCUGGUAUGGGAAGGGAUGCCUGUAAUGAGAAACAACCAUUCCAAGUGGUCAGUUUCAAGAGAACGAUAUCCUCAUGAUUUCUAUCCCAAGUAUUGUUCAGGAUCGGCCUAUGUUCUAAAUCAAAGAGUUCUUAGGGGCCUUCUGAAGCAUCACUCCCGCGACAACCUGAUACCUUUCGAAGAUGUGUACAUAACAGGAGUCCUUGCUGAAAAAGUCGGCGUAGAACACGUACAAAUUGGAACAAGAUACGCUUUCGAAUCUGUAAGUGAAGAGGGCAUAGCUAGUGGUCAGACUAUUUUCGCACAUCUUGGCCCAGAGGCUGAUGAAAGAGUGGAACACUUCUGGAAUUUUUUGUCAUGGAAAAGAAAAGAAAAUCUAUCGUUUGAUGGAUUAUGAUGACGUAUUUUCAAAUUUUAUUCUUUUAAAACAUGUGCCUUAUUUUAGGUCCUGGUGUUUUUGUUAUGGAUGAACAAUAUUAUGAACAUUUCGUAAUCCAAAACUGCAAUGUUGCAGAAAGUUGCAUAAAGAUUAUGACAUGUCGAAUACGAGAUUUAAAAUAGUACGGAAAUUCUUAAGAAUUAUUUUCUUGAAAUUUUAUCAAAAAUUGUUUUAGUUUAAAUUAUUAAUUGGAAGUUUGA